This is a messenger RNA of Choloepus didactylus (southern two-toed sloth), 1041 nucleotides long. It is a transcript of the gene MAGEB17, whose product is annotated as MAGE family member B17. Gene Ontology annotation, cellular component: nucleus. Gene Ontology annotation, biological process: negative regulation of transcription by RNA polymerase II. The record is from RefSeq and is a predicted model, not a curated record. Lineage: Eukaryota; Metazoa; Chordata; Mammalia; Pilosa; Megalonychidae. The coding region runs from base 1 to 1041 and encodes 346 amino acids. The transcript has a single exon.
AUGCCACGUGGUCAGAAGAGUAAGCUCCGCGCGCGGGAGAAAUGCCGCCAGGCCCAAGAGGAGACCCAGAGCCUCCAGGGUGCUCAGGUCACUGCGAUGUUGGGAGAGGAGGCCCUGUCCUCCUCUCUUGUUCCUGGGGACUCCCCCAAGAGCUCCCCUGCUGCUGGCCCCUCCCAGGAGUCGUGGAGCACCCCAUCCUCCCCGAUGCCUACUGCAGCCGUCUGCAGGCCAAGAUCUGAGAAGGAGGCCAAGGGCCCCAAGGAGGAGCGCCCGGGCUGCUCCAGGGCCCCGGCCUCCACCGACCGCUCCCACCGCGACCCGCUCACCAGGAAGGCUUUCCUGCUGCUGCAGUUCCUGCUGCACAAGUACAAGACCAAGCAGCCCAUCCUCAAGGCCGAGAUGCUGAAGAUCAUCAGCAGGAAGUACAAGGAGCAGUUCCCCGAGAUCCUCAAGAGGAGCUGCAAGCACCUUGAGCUGGUCUUUGGCCUGGAUCUGAAGGAAGCUGAUGCCGGCGGCCAGUCCUACAUGCUGGUCAGCAAGCUGGAUCUCAGCCAUGCCACCACCCUGAGCGGUGGCUGGGGCUUCCCGAAGACGGGCCUCCUGAUGCUGCUCCUGGGUGUGAUCUUCAUGAAUGGCAACUGCGCCCCCGAGGAGGAGAUCUGGGAGUUCCUGAGCUUGCUGGGCGUCCACGACGGGCGCAGGCACUUCAUCUUUGGGGAUCCCAGGAAGCUCAUCACCCAAGAUUUGGUGCAGGAGAAGUACUUGGAGUACCGGCGGGUGGCCCACAGCGACCCACCACGCUACGAGUUCCUCUGGGGUCCCAGGGCUCACGCCGAGACCAGCAAGAUGAAAGUCCUAGAGUUUCUGGCCAAGGUCAAUGACACCGUGCCCAGUGCCUUCCGCUCCCACUAUGAGGAGGCUUUGCGCGAUGAGGAGGAGAGGGCCCAAGCCCGAGCCGCAGCCAGGGUUGGCACCAGGGCCAUGGCCAGGGCACAGCCAGGGCAUGGGCAGGCCGCUGUGGGCAGUGCCUAUGGCCCUUAG